AUGGCGCCGACAGAAGAAUGCUCAUUCGAUACUAGCCCGUCCAUGGAAGAAGCCCCAAGUCGCCUUCUCGUGAUCGAUUCGGCGUCGGAUAUCGGGGGUACCUGGGCCGAAGAGCGUCUUUAUCCAAACUUGCUCAGUCAGAACUCGUACGGACUGUAUGAGUUCAGCGAUCUGCCCCUGGCCGAUGUUGUCCCAGAGGAUGAGAAUGAUGCCUCUGGCACCAAGAGUCAAUUCAUUGCAGGCUGGAAGAUCCGACGAUAUCUGCGGGCAUGGGUUGCAAAGUGGAAGCUGGAAAAGCACAUCCGACUGAAUUGGACCGUCGAGAGCGUUUGUCGCCUGGAAAGCAAAGAGUGGAAGCUGAGCAUCAGUCUCCCCACGACUCCGACUCAGCACAUAACUGUUAUUUGCGACAAGCUCAUUCUGGCUACCGGAUUGACAUCGGUGCCAAACUUCCCUGAAAUGUCAGAGUCACCGGGAACUACUGAGCAUGCUGCGCCCGUGAUUCACGCCAAAGACGUCGGAGGAUGGGCUCGGGAACAUCUGGGGUACCAACCACUCGAGCCUCCCUUGCCUUCGGAUAUCUCUACGGGAGGAAAGGAAGGGCCUUACCCCCAACUACGAUCUGUGGCUAUAUACGGAGGUGCGAAAUCAUCGUUCGAUCUAGUGCACUUCUUUGCAACUCUGCACCGCAACGACCCAAAGCUGCACCUCAAGUCCAAACAGAUCGACCCAGUCCAGGUGAAUUGGAUUAUUCGCGAUCGGGGAUCAGGCGCUGCAUGGAUGGUGCCACCAACAUCUACUCUGCCUAAUGGAGAGACAGUCCCAAGCGACAAGGCGGCAAGCACCCGGUUGCUCACCUACCUCACCCCUUGCUGCUACAUGCUUCCUAAACGCCUUUCACGGACAGGAUCGUGGGGGCUGCAAUGGGAGGGCUCAUGGCUGAUUCGCCUGUUGCAUGGAAACCCUUUCGGUCGAUGGUGGGUUCGGUGGUUCUGGCAGUCCAUCGAUCGAGGCUUGGAAGAGUCGGCGCAAUAUGGGUCGGAUGCGAAGAUGGAAUUACUUCGUCCGGAAAACAGUGUGGUAUCGUGCGCAUCUGGCAUUGGGAUCGCUAAUCAAGGAGACCUUUGGGAAGCUAUCCGACUGCCCCAUGUGAAAGUGUACCGAUCGGCCAUCACAAGCAUUGAGUCAUCCGGAGAACAGGCAGCGACAGGCUCAAACAAGCGUGCUGUGGUUCACCUGGGUGACCAUACUCGUGUUGAACCCGUUGACCUGGUUAUCCAUGCCACUGGAUAUAGACCAAUCGUUCCGAUUCGGUUCUCCCCCGCCUCUCUACGUAUUGAUCUGGGACUCUCUGCUCUCAUAUCAAAUGGGAGUCAGGAUAUAGAUGCAGAGACUCAAAACGAAACAGUAUCACCGGAAAGAAUCCCCGGCCUGCUAGGACCUCGUAUUGCGGAUCGCAUAAGGCACUGGGAGGAUUUGGACCAGCGUUUGGAAGUCACAGUUCGGAAGACCUUGCAGGCUACCAAAUGCAGUCUUAUAGAUCGUGGUUCUCCUUCGUGGGCUCACUCUGGCCAGCUGAUUCCCUAUCGAUUGUUCCGCCGGAUGGUUGCCCCCGAGCUGGUGGCUCAGGGCGACCGUUCUUUUGCCACACUUGGUGUGAUCUUAUCAUCUACAAUUGCGGUCAUCGCUGAAGUACAGGCUCUCUGGGUCGCCGCGUUUCUAACUGGAGGACUGGAUGCCAAACCCGGGACUGUGAAACCAUGUGAAGCUCUCUCUCUUGAUUCACUUUCACUGGAUGUGAUGGAGCAUGCGAUUUCUGAAGAUACGGUACUUGGCUCAAUGACCGGGAGUGGCCUUGAAGUGGAUGCUAUCCAGUACAAUGACACUCUGAUGCGUGAUUUGGGUUUAAAUCCAAACCGGCUCGGAGGGACCUAUCAAGAGCUGACUGGCGUGUAUGGGCCGUCAGCGUAUAGUGGGAUUGUCGACGAGUGGAAGCAGCUUUACUGUCUGAGAAACAAUUGA
Messenger RNA from Penicillium olsonii, 2022 nucleotides. The record is from the annotation of a GenBank genome assembly. Lineage: Eukaryota; Fungi; Ascomycota; Eurotiomycetes; Eurotiales; Aspergillaceae.